CCUGAUGUUGUUGUUGCACCGUCUGCUUCUUCCCCCAAUUCGCAGAGCGCGCUGCUAACAACAAAACACAAGUGCCCAAAAACCGCGAUAAUAAUUGCCGAAAAAAAUCCGUUAUCACGCAACUCCGGCUUUAUAACUCCAAUAUGUUGCCGAAAAUAAAAUUAAUGCCUGGAAAACGGCUUUCAACGCGAAAAUCAGUCGAUUUCAAGCCAACUCCAGUGGUCCGAAAGUUUAGUGGUCCCUAUAAAUGGGCUACAUGCCAAACAGAGGGACCACUAAACAUUAGGCGAAGACGACGGUACAAAGCGGACAUCGAUAAACCAGCAGCACAAAACACAACGCUGCUAAAUGUUUGUAAACAGCUGCAGAGCGGCGAAACCGCCAGGGGGCGCGCUCGUGCAGACGGCGUUGCCAGCGCGAAAUUUCUCCAGAAAUGCUACUCUGCAUUGAACGCCAUAUUUGAUUCUGCUGCAUUUUAUAAAACCGAAGAAAGCGUGAAUUUUUAAGCAAAAAUGCUAGCUUUUGCCCUUAAAAUAGUGAAAAGAGCCAACCAAAAUAUGGUUUAACCCGGGCACAAGUGAUACAGCGAGCGAACAUCACCAGCGGCGUCACAAAGUUGCGUUUUCGGGAAAGUCUCCGAGCUCUUAAAAAAUGGAGCAAUAUAUAGUGCCCUUAGAGGACCCUGUCUACUCGGACUUGCAGGUAGUGCAAAUGCCCCAAGAUGAGGUUGGGUCCUUGGUGCUGCAGGACGACCAGCAAUUGGUGUUCAAUGAUCAGCAGCAGGUUGUAUACCAAACCGCGGCUCCAGCCCAGUAUCAGCAGCAGCAACAGGCGCCUGCACCUGCUUACCAUAUCAUAGGAAGCGAUGAUCUGGCUCAGCAACAGCAGCAACACCAACAGCAGCAGCAGCAGCAACACCAACAGCAGCAGCAACAACAGCAAGUUGUGAUGCAUCAUCAGCAACACCAAGUACAACAGGUACACUACCAGCAGCAACAAGAUGCCCAGCAGCAACAGCAGCAACUCCACAUGGAGCAACAGCAACAACAACAACAACAGCAGCAGCAGCAACAACAAUAUGUGCAACAUCAGCAGCCCGCCAUUCAGCAUACGCAGCAGAUUUACUACACCUCAGAGCAAGUACUACAGCCCAAUGCCAUUGUCCAGCACAUGCAGCAGCAAAAGAAGCAGCAGGUGCUGCAACAACAGCAGCAGCAAUACCAGCAGCAUGCGCCCACCUAUCAGGUUCAGGCUUCUCCCCAGCAGCAGUCCCAGUUGCAGCAGCAGCAACAGCAGCAGCAGCACCCUCAAGCGCAGCAGCCACAAACGCUACAGCUGCAAACGUCCCCUGCCCAGCAGCAGCAGCCGCAGCAGCAUCAACAAAUUGUUUAUCGUAUGACAACCACCCAGCAACCCCAAAGACCCAUAAGUAUGCUGAACAACACUCAUGUGAUCGUCCAGCAGCAACCGGUAUUGAUCCAGGCCCAGCAGCAUCAGGAGCUGAUUAUGCGCCAGGCCACCACCAUUCAUCCGUACAACAACCGCGUUGUCUACACCACUUCCCCGCAGCAGCAGCAGCAACAGCACGUCCUGCAGCAACAUGUACAGCAGCAGCAAGUGCAGCAGCAGCAACAGCAGUUGCAACUCCAGGCCACCGCUCAGACCGCUCACUUAGUUCAGGCUCGCGUUGUCCCUCAGCAAACCCAGAACGUGGUCUAUCAGCAGGUGCAGGUCCAGAAGGUUCAGCAGCAGCAACAGCCAUCGCAGCAACAGGCGCCACAGCAGCAGCAACAGCCACAGCUGGUGCAACAGCAGCAGCCUCAGCUGGUGGCCACCACUCCCCCCGGCGGAACACAAUUGGUGAGAGCCGCUUUCAGGGGGAAAUCCCAGCGAGGUGGAGCUGUUGUGGGCCGACCCGGCACCCCUGUGGCCGCCAACAGGUCCAUGCUAACGCCGACGACCAUCGUACGACAAGUUCGGCCGCGAGGAGGUGGAGUAGUGGGUGCCACUGUGCCUGGCGGAAUCGUGCGGAAUAUACGACCGACGGGCAUACGUCCAACGCGAGCUCAGUUGGUGGUGCAAGCGAGCGGUGCCGACGGAGGUCAGACCAUGCAAAUAGUGACCCAGGCCCCGAUGAAGCACAUCACCAUCAGCACGAAUCUCGGCCAGCAGCAGCAGCAGCAACAACAGCAGCAGCAAGCUCAACCGCAACAGCAGCAACAGCGCCAUAUCUAUCGCACCCAUAUGGUCACCGACGGGAAUCCCCAGCAGCAGCAGCAGCAUCACAUGCUGAUGAUGCGCCAGGUUCCCAUUCGCUACAGAGCUCCCGUUGCAUUGACCUCGGCAGGGCCCGCUCCAGUACCUACUUCAGCGCCUGCCGCCAAUCCCACGGGUGGAGUGGUCCAAUCCACCAACAACAGCAGUAUUGGCAUGGACCUGGAGGACCGCAUACAGGCGGCAGUCCUCAAGAAGGAGCAGCAGAAGCCUCAGCCUCCCCCUCAGCUGCCUCCCAUGCAGAUAGGAGCCGGCACCACGCUGACCACCUACUAUCCCGGCGGAGGAGCAGCAACCCAGGAAGAGGACCAACAACAGCAGCAGCAGCAGCAACAGCAGGUGGUGCAGGGUCAGGUCCAGGGUAUGCGUACCGCGGGAGGAGCCAGCAUGAGUCUGGCUGAGUUCAAGAAGCGAAAUACCCUCAGUGCUUCGCCAUCACCCAAUCCCGGCCUCACCCCCAUGAGGGCCGCCACAGGAGGAACACUAGUGCGGCCAGCACCCAAGCUGCAAACCCAAGGAGGCGGAGGUCUGCCGCCGGGUACACGUAUUAUGCAGCCCCAAAGGACGAUCCCAGCCCCAGUGGUGGCUCCAGUUCCUACCGCUCCCACCGCCACCGCCGCCGCUUCAUCUGCUCCGCAGGGCUCGUCCGUGCAGCAGACUUCCCACAACAACUUCGAGAUUCACUCGCAGCACGUCCUGAACAACAGGGCUGGCCAGCCCAUAGCAGAGCGCGACAAGAACAGCGCCAAAAUGCUGGUAAUCCUGGCCAGCGGCGAGCAGCGUCUGAUCACCUUCACCCUGCCGCGCGAGUCCUGCACGGUGCAGGAUCUCCUCGAGCAGGUCGGCGUGCCCUUUGACAACGCCACCACCAUUCAGUGCGUGGAGCACCGCGGCGCCAAUGUGGAUUUCAUUGUCACCGUGGGCUUCUCAGUAAACGAGUCUGCCAGCGAGUUGAUAUCCCGGGCGGAAGAGAGCCUGCAGAUGAACCGUUCGCAGGAAAACCCAGCUCCAGUGGCCGGAGGAGCCGCUGCCAAUGCACCCUCCUCGAAUACCGGCCCUUCGUACGCCCAGGCAAACGCCGCCGCCGAGCAGGCGAAACGAGAAGCUGCCAGUUCGGCUAAUCAAACGAAUGCCGUGGGAGUAGCAUCCUCUGGAGCAUCAGCAGCCGCAGCCGCAGGAGCAGCCGCUCCCGCCGAGGCUCGCAAACUCAUCGAUGGCUUCCUCGCCGUGUGCCAAUUGUGCGGCUUCACGGGCAUGGAUCAUGCCCGCUGUGAGCGCUGCAAGCGCGUCUUCCCGGAGCCCCCCAAACGAAAGUCAUAUAUUGCCAAGUCCAGUGCUGCCUCCUCGCCAGCCUCCUCCUCAUCAACGGCCAGUGAGCAGCACCAGCCCCUGACAGCAGGAGCAACUGCGGCGGAGAAAAAACGUGAACUGGCGGCCGUGGCUCGCUACGGCAAGCAGCUGGCGGGAGUGGCCUAUCCAGGAGUUGGAGGAGCUGGUGCCCGGGGCCGCGGAGGAAUGGCCAUACGCGGCAGGGCCAGAGGCGGCAGGCGGGCAGCCGAGGUGGAUCCAGUGGUGCUGCUGAGCAGCGAGGAUGAAGCCGAUGCCGAUGAGGCCAACACGGAGACGGGAAAUCAACCCUCCACAAAUUUCAAACUGAAUUCAAAUGGCAAUCUCCACCAGUUGCCCGCCGCCUUUGCCUGCGAACCGCAGCUGCCCGAGAUCGAUGAGGAGCCCCUGUACAAAGACUUUGUGCGCGGUGACGUGACAGAUUUGUCGGAUAUCCCGGAAAAUGAUCGCUUCUCCAUGUCGGUGAGCUGUAAUUGCGUCCGCUUGGUGCCCUACCGCUACGAGAUCACAGAGCCGAUAACCUUCACCUCGAAAGGAAUCUGCAUCACGGGCAUUGUGCCGGACAAGGAUGCCAAGUUCACGCUGCACAUCUACAAGCACGAGGUGAUCAAGGUAAUAGCGCACUUUGGCAGCGCGGAACCCGCCAAGCCGCUCGUCACGCUCUACCUGCUCAAGACGUGCGCCCAGUAUGUGAAAACGCAGCUCCUCCUGCCCGACGAUCAGGCCAGUGAACAAACCUGCUUCAAGGGCAACAGUUCGUUCCACAUUCGCCGGCUCAUUCUAAUCUUUGACACCAUCUCGUACACGGCCCGAGGCACCAUCAAGGGUAUGUUUAACUGUGUGGACGAGAUAUCCUCAACUGAUGCCGCUGAGAUUUUGGAGCGACUCGCCGAUUCGGAUAAAAAGGCACUGGACAAGAGCUCACAGCAGCCACCGCCGCCGCGCCAACUGAGGGCCGAUGAGCAGGUCAACCUUCUGAUGUAUCCGCCCAAGACCUCCGGCAGCCUUUGCAUACGAAUGGAGGACUAUGUGUGCCUCACCAAGGAGUCGUACCUCAACGACAUCAUCAUAGACUUUUACCUUGUCUGGCUGCGCAACACGCAGAUUCCGGAGGCUCUGCGCGAGCGCACGCACAUCUUUAGCACCUUUUUCUACAAACGCCUGACGACACUAACGCGUCCCACGGACAUGAAGCAGACGGCGGCCCAGAAGCGACAUGCCCGCGUCCAGAAGUGGACCAAGGGCGUGGACAUCUUCGACAAGGACUUUAUCAUAGUGCCCAUAAACGAGCAGUCACAUUGGUUCCUGGCCAUCAUCUGUUUCCCCAACCUCAAGGGACCCGUGACUUAUGAUACCAACCAGCCGGUGGAGCCGCAGCAGCUGAAGCGUCCGCGGGGCAAGAAGGUCUCCCUGCAGAUAGGCAACACCACCAUUACCCCGCUGGCGAAGAGGGGCGAAGGAGGACAGCUGCCAGCCGCCCUGACGGCGGAUAAUAUCUGCCGCAUAGCGGACGAUGAGAGUGAGCGUGACGAGGCCGAGGGCGACGACAGCGACAUGGCCUCGGAGGACAGUGAGAUUUCGAAUUCCGCCAAGGAAACCUCCUCGGCCACGCCCGCUAGCAGCAGCACCCCGAAACCAUCCUCACAGCCCACGCUGUCCAGCGGUCCGGCAAGAACCUGCGGUGCCGACGAUGUGCCCGCCGUGAAGCAGCCACUGAUACUCAUCUUUGAUUCCCUGGCGGGUGCCUCGCGCAGCCGCGUGGUCGCCACGCUGCGCGAUUAUCUCACCUGCGAGUACCGCGUGAAGAAGCCGGAUGCGCAGGCGCACGUCUUCAACAAGGACAACAUGCCCGGCCACUGUGUCAAGGUGCCGCAGCAGAACAACUUCACCGACUGCGGCCUCUAUCUGCUGCAGUACGUGGAGCAGUUCUUCAGCGAGCCCAUCCGCGACUACCGGCUGCCCAUCAAGCAGCUGACCAACUGGUUUGACUUCCUCACCGUCACCAAGAAGCGCGAGGACAUUGCCAAUCUCAUCCAGCAGCUAAUGGACGAGGGCAAUCAGCAGCAGCGCCACGUCCUGCCGGUGAUCGAGUUUCCUACUCUGAACGGCCAGCUGGUGGAGUAUCCCGAGGACACGGAGAGCGCCGAAUUCGAGGAGGAGGAGGGACACGACGACGAGGAGCCGUCUAGCGAGCAGCACGACGAGAACAAUGCUGGCACCGACAUGGAAGUGGAUCCCGGCAGCGAGGAGCUGCCCACGCAGGCAGCAAAAACCGCCACCGUUGCCACUGCGACAGUCCCGCCGACGGGCAAACGUUUCGUGCUGAAGCGGCGCCUGCAGAACGGUGCUGUCUCUGCAUCCAGCAAUGGCAGCGGCAACGGGGAGGCCAGCAACGGAGGUUCUCUCAUGCCCCAGCUGGUGAGCACAUCAUCUGUAGCGGCGACGUCGGUGGCCACAGUUCCGCUGGGAUCGCGCGGCCCCAGCGGCGGCCUGAAGAUACGCAAGAUCGAGCCGUAGCAGGAGCAGCAGCAGCAGCUUCUCCUCCUGACCCACCACCUGCCUGCGCUGCUCCAGCUGCCACAGCUGCGGCAUCCACAUUUGUAAAUACCCUCACUCAUACACACAUGCGAAAAAACAGCCGUUUACUAUUUGUAAUAAUUAAUUUGUCCUCCUUUCACUAUAAAUUACUAAUUAAUCAAUAAAGCAAGUAAAAUAAAGACUACAUUCGUAUGUAUAAAAUACAAAA
Drosophila kikkawai is the source of this 6367-nucleotide messenger RNA. It is a transcript of the gene velo, whose product is annotated as sentrin-specific protease 6 veloren. The record is from RefSeq and is a predicted model, not a curated record. Gene Ontology annotation, molecular function: SUMO-specific endopeptidase activity. Gene Ontology annotation, biological process: proteolysis; protein desumoylation. Gene Ontology annotation, cellular component: nucleus; cytoplasm. Lineage: Eukaryota; Metazoa; Arthropoda; Insecta; Diptera; Drosophilidae.